Manihot esculenta (cassava) is the source of this 2073-nucleotide messenger RNA. RefSeq names its product transcription factor TCP9. Gene Ontology annotation, molecular function: sequence-specific DNA binding; DNA-binding transcription factor activity. Gene Ontology annotation, cellular component: nucleus. NCBI's taxonomy places the organism in Eukaryota, Viridiplantae, Streptophyta, Magnoliopsida, Malpighiales, Euphorbiaceae. Bases 152 to 1252 code for a protein of 366 amino acids. The record is from RefSeq and is a predicted model, not a curated record. The transcript has a single exon.
UUUAUGCCCUCAAUUUCGACGUGUAAUUGCCCCAAUUCAAACUCCACUGUUUCCAUUCCAUGCUCUCUCCUGUUCUUCCCUUCCUUUCUUUCUGUGACGUGUACCAAAACUCUCAGCACUUUUUAUCUUUUCUUCUCUUUCUUUUUCCGCGAUGGCAACGUUGAUCCAUAAACAAGAAAUUGAACACGACGAUGACACUCGGAACGUUGAUCUCAGAAUCAGCGCCGAUGGAGAUGCACAUACGGACAAACUAGACCCCACCGCCAACUCCAUCUUCACAACCAAGGAGGUUGCUCCUAAGGAAGAGCCGGACUCGGAGGAGAGAUCACCUGCGCCUCUAGGUGUCAUGCCCAUCGCCGUCCACGUGCCCACGGCGAUCAGGAUGCCGUUAGCAGCUGCUCCGCCCAAAAGAGCUUCUACGAAAGACCGACACACCAAAGUCGAGGGUCGGGGCAGGAGAAUCCGAAUGCCCGCAACCUGUGCAGCUAGGAUCUUCCAGCUCACCAGGGAGCUGGGUCAUAAAUCCGAUGGAGAGACCAUUAGGUGGUUGCUUGAGCACGCGGAGCCAGCAAUUAUAGCCGCCACCGGAACCGGAACUGUUCCCGCUAUUGCCAUGUCAGUCAAUGGGACCCUCAAAAUCCCCACAACCUCUAAUGCAAACUCCGAACCCAACGACCCAUCCGUAAAGAAGAAGCGUAAAAGACCCGCUAAUAGCGAGUACAUUGACAUAAGCGACGCCGCUGUUUCAGUCUCCGCGCCUCUUGCCCCGUUAAUGACACCGCAACCCCCACCACCGCAGCAACAAACAGCAACCGCAGUAAUUCCUCAGGGUUUAGUUCCCAUGUGGGCCAUACCAUCUAACGCCGUCGUCCCUGGCGCGUUCUUCAUGGUACCGCCCAUGGCGGCAUCCAUUGCGGGAACGCCGAACCAGCCCCAGAUAUUUACGUUCCCAGCUGCGGCUACGCCUCUAAUCAACAUAUCGGCGAGGCCGAUAUCGUCUUUCGUAUCGUCCAUGCAACAAGCAGCCAAUAUAGCAGUAGCGAUGCCCGUUUCGAGUUCUACAAUUUCUGGUUCAAAGCCUACGAAAGCUACGUCUGUUAUGGCCCCAAGUUCAAGUUCUGCUCCCAUUAGUAGUAGUACUGCUAACAGUACAAACACUAGUACCACCACCACCCAAAUGCUUAGAGACUUUUCCUUGGAGAUUUACGAUAAACAGGAGCUCCAGUUCAUGACUCGACCUUCGAAGCAUUGACAGCAUUGAAAACACGAAAAGGUGUUUUCCGGCCUAAUUUUUCUUUUUUAGUCUUUCCGCCAUUAACGAGUGAAUUUGAGCUCAAAAAACUACCUUGGCUUUGAAAAAAAAAAAGACGAGAGAGAGAGAGAAGAAGAAGAAGAAGAAGAAGAAGAAGAAAACUGCCUUUGCUGAUUGGGGGUGGGGGGAGCACGUGUACACGUGGGGAUGGGCUCUAAUGGUGUGCACGUGUAAAGUGGGGUCUCGAUUAGGCGGGGUUUUGGGUUCCACCAUUUGAGGUGGGUCAACACUCAACCUAAAAUGCAAAGGUAGGCUCAGUUCCGUGGACCGUGCAGUGCAAAAGGUGGAGUAUUUUUUUUUUUUUUUCAAAAGAGUGGGGCAACAGCAUCCGCAUAGCUCCGUCAUGUGAUGGGGCACGGGCCCCAAAGGUAGUGGGGCCCUCGUGGGACCGUUUGACAGCGUUUCCAAGGCGGCCGCGUGGUGGUCCCUUUGGUUGGUUCGGUGGUCCGAUCGAGAGUAGAGCAGGCUGGAGAAGGAGAAGGGGACACGUCUCUUGAGUUUAUCUUUAAAUGUGGGGUCCUGCCCUUUUGUAUCUGACACGUAGGGUCCUAUUUUAUGUGGGCCUGGUCGUCGUUGAUUUGCAAAAAGUAAAACGCGAUGGAUGGUGAUGAAGGAUGAUGUUGGGCAUUGGAUGCCGCUGGUCUUUGCUUGUCUUGUAAUGGUAGAGUUGGGUACACCCAAAUGUAAUUGUAGCCUAUAACAUGUUAGUUAUCCUCUCUGACUGAAUUUUUAGUCAAUGGAAUUCCAACAUUUCAUCUCAA